AUGAGAAAUGAAGACGUGAUUGACAUUUAUCACGCGGCAGAUUACUUCCAAUUAAAUAGUCUCUUGGAAUAUAUUGUUAGGAUUAUAGGUUUCUUUUUGCAACCAUCAACCGAUUCUUAUUUUACACCAGAAUUAUUAUCAAGAGCUCUUGUCAAGUUACCAUUAUCAGAAAAGAAUCCUCUCGUUCAAUUAUUGGCCGAAUGUAUAUCUUCACUACCCAUAAGCGCCAUUGAAUAUAAUCAACUGACCUUCACGGCUCUAAAAUUUCUUUUGACGUACGCAAGGGAGAAAGGGAGAUCUUUAGCGACUACAGAGUAUGAAGUAUUUCGAUAUAUAAUUAUCCAUUCAGCACAUCAAGUUUCCAAGAAAGCGGUUGAAAUACUUGAUAAUUACUUGCCAAUUCCGAACAGAGUAAACGACACACGGGAAUCCAAUAACGUCAGUAUACAUAAUACCGAGUACCAUCGUUUUCGUCCACAAUUAACCAUUGAAUCUUAUUACAUCUGA
Messenger RNA from Funneliformis geosporum, 507 nucleotides. NCBI's taxonomy places the organism in Eukaryota, Fungi, Glomeromycota, Glomeromycetes, Glomerales, Glomeraceae. The record is from the annotation of a GenBank genome assembly.